AUGCCUUACGAAAUUGGUAAUAUUCUUUUUACACGUGUCUCGACGCCAUCUUUAUUUUCUCUCUCUUAUUCGAAUAAGAAAGAAAAAACAAUGAUUAAAAAUAGUAGUCGAUUAUGGGUGGAAUACUGCCAGGCAGCCUUUAAUUAUUUACCAGAUGAUCACGAGUCGCCACCGAUCACGCCAAAUCCACGUUUUUUAAACAAUAAUAAUAAUAAUAAUAGUAGUAGUAGUGGUUGUAGUAGUAAAUACUCGCUCAAUCACGGUGAUUUUUCGGCCAUUAUGGGAGUGGUUCACGAUGAAAACAAUUGUUCGUGUUCGAAUAAUGAGUUCACACAUAUUGCCAACACCCACAUCCACACGUCUGUCAACGUAACAAAAAAAAAAAAAAACAAACCGAAACCAGAUUUACCAGCCUUGGAAAAAAAAAACUUUAAAAAAAAAAAAACCUGCCACGAUGAUUUUAUAUACGUGAUGUUAGAAGUACUUAUAAAGCACAUAAAAAAUUUUAAUUAA
Molecule: messenger RNA, 513 nt
Organism: Pediculus humanus corporis (human body louse)
Lineage: Eukaryota; Metazoa; Arthropoda; Insecta; Psocodea; Pediculidae
Exons: 5
Coding region: 1-513 (170 amino acids)
Molecular function (GO): protein binding
Source: RefSeq, a predicted model, not a curated record